Acanthochromis polyacanthus (spiny chromis) is the source of this 357-nucleotide messenger RNA. Its product is annotated as kappaPI-actitoxin-Ael3a-like. The record is from RefSeq and is a predicted model, not a curated record. Gene Ontology annotation, molecular function: serine-type endopeptidase inhibitor activity. Lineage: Eukaryota; Metazoa; Chordata; Actinopteri; Pomacentridae.
AUGUACUACGGCAGUGGAGGAAGCAACCGUUUCACAAAUGAAAGAGAGUGCAUAAGGAACUGUUCAGCCGACGCGGAGAAGAUCUACCCCAUGGAUGCAACGAGGAUAAUGUUUUUUUUCUACUCAGCAACCAAAGCUUGCCUCUUGAAAAAGAAAGAAGGUGGAUGCGGUAGAAAAUAUUUGAGGUACUACUACGAUUCAGUUCAUGACAGAUGCAGAAAAUUCAUCUGGACCGGAUGCAAUGGAAAUGGAAACAGAUUUUUUGACUUCGACAGCUGCAGCAAAACCUGUGCUGGCAUUCACGGUGAGCAGACAUCUUUCUCUUAGAUUUUUAGUAGCUGUAUACAGUGCCUUGUG